UGGGCCCUCGAGCAACUGCUCACCUUUGCCAACGUCAGCGCCACGGUGCGCACCAUCGUGAUCCGGCUCAAGGACGGCUCUCUGUGGGUCAACGGGCCGCAGUGGCCGACGGGCGAGUUCUGCAAGCUGCUCGACGAGCUCGGCCCGGUCAGGCAUGUGGUGCUGCCGUGCGUUGCGCUCGAGCACAAGGCGCCGAUCAAGGCGUUUACGAAACGGUACCCGGAGGCCAGCGUGUGGGUUGCGCCGGGCCAGUACGGCCCGUUUGGCACGGUGGGCCUCACCGCGUCCAGCGCCAAGAUGGGCUACCGCGUGGACGGCGUCUUCCCGGUCGGCGCGCCAAAGGCGGGCGACGCGCUGCCGCAUUGGGCAGAUGAGUUUGACAUGCGCACGCUGUACGUCGACCUCCCAGAGAAUGCGGGCCCGGUGGCGGAGACGGCCUUCUUGCACAAGCCGACGAGGACGCUCGUCACGACAGACGCCGUCGUCUUUGUGCCCGCCCAGCCGCCGCCGAUCUUCUCGACGUACUUCGCGCCGUCCGACGCGGCCGACCCCGACUUUUGGGCAAAGUCGGUGAUCCAAGCCGUCUUUUUGCCGCUGCGCGAGGACGGCGCCGCGCCGCGCUCGCAGCCGGCGGCGCGCUGGCCCGGCUAUGGCGCCGUGCAGGGCCGGCUGCUUCGCGCGCCCAUCCUCCGCGCCUUCGCCGACGCGCGCGCGCCGGCGGAGGUGCGCAGCUGGGUCGCCUCGAUCGCCGAGUGGCCUUUCGACCGCGUGCUGACGGCGCACUUUGCGUCGCCGAUCAAGGCGACGCCCGCCGAGUUCGCGGGCGCCUUCAGCUACCUCGACGGCGAGCUACCCGACAUCCGCUGCGAGGACUGGAGGCUGCUCGACGGCCUCAACAAGCUCAUCGAAGACAAUCAGCUCGGAGCGCCC
This is a messenger RNA of Emiliania huxleyi CCMP1516, 930 nucleotides long. RefSeq lists its product as hypothetical. The annotation marks the transcript as partial. The transcript has a single exon. The record is from RefSeq and is a predicted model, not a curated record. NCBI's taxonomy places the organism in Eukaryota, Haptophyta, Isochrysidales, Noelaerhabdaceae.